Messenger RNA from Clunio marinus, 2014 nucleotides. Lineage: Eukaryota; Metazoa; Arthropoda; Insecta; Diptera; Chironomidae. The record is from the annotation of a GenBank genome assembly.
UUUUAAUUCCUUUUUAUCAAUAUGAAGCUUAUUUAGAAAGUGAAAUAAUUCUUUUAUAAACAUGUCCAAAGCUCCAAAUAAUUCUCUUCCUAGUGUUCUGAUCAUUGAGGCUGAAGACGGCAAUGUUUUUAUUGUGGAAAGUAUAGAUUCUGAGACGCAAGUUGAGAAAAUUUUAAAAACAGAAAAGACCCAAAGAGUGCCUCGUAAACAAUCAAAAGUUGAAAUAACUUCGCGUGAAUUGUCUCCAAUCGACAACAAAUCAGAGUUAAAAGAAGAUGAAGAAGAAAUCAUAAUCGAAGAGUACCUUGAUGAGUAUUUCGAAGAUGAAGGAGCUACAGCAAUAAUUUCUUUUGUUGACUCAAAUAUUGAGCAAUCUUCAUCACAACAAGAAUUGCAUUCAAAAAUAGAGAUAAAAGAUGAAGAAUUUUAUGAAAUACCUGCUGCAAUAUUGGAUCAUCAGUACAUGAUUACUGAUCCAUCAUUGAAUCGAAAUAUUAAUUCUGAAUGUUCAGAAAACCAUUCUGAUUAUGAAACAUUUAAUUACAACGAAAAUCGUAAAUUAAAAUUAAAAAAUGAGAGAAAGGAUGACCUCAAACCUGUAAAACAUAAACUUCGUCAACUUACAGGAAAAGCUGCAUGCAAAUACUGCGACACAAUAUUCAAUUCUAAAGAAUCUUUGAAGAUGCAUGUUUGCGCAUAUUUACAAUGUGACCCUAAAAACUUUAUCUGUCGCAUUUGUUCCAAAGAACUUAUACAAUCCAUAAAAUUUAUUCCUCCAAGAAAACUUCAACUUGAUCAACAACAACUUGAAUUGUUAGAAAGCAAUGAUGAGACAAAGGAUCCUGUUUUGGAUGAGUUUACUGGCCUGAUUGUUAAAUAUACUACACAAAAGAAAAGAUAUCCUCGAAAGACCGGAAGAUUUGAAUGCGAUUUAUGUGGUCGAGUGUUCACAACUUUGAAAAGUCUUACAAUGCACAUGGAUUUACAUACAAAUUCUCAUCGAUUUGUUUGUACAACAUGUGGUGAACGAUAUAUCACCCAUAGUGGAAUUGCUAAGCAUGCUUGCAUGAAUAAAAAGAGACGCCGACCAGAAGUUGACUUCAUGGAUAAAGAAGCUUAUGUUGUGUCCAUGGAUUGUUCUCCUUUGUUAGCAGGAUUUUCGAUUGUGCUCAAAGAUGGUCGAGCUGCAUUUUUGACGUCAAAUAAUUUGAAAUUUGAUCCAAAUCAUGCUUGCAUGAAUAAAAAGAGACGCCGACCAGAAGUUGACUUCAGAAUUUUCGAUGUCCGUCAUUGCAAAUAUUGCGGCUUUUCAUUUCCUUCUUUUGAAGAAAAUAAAGCCCAUACUUGUCAAUAUCAAUUUCCUGAUGAUCCGAAAAUGUUUCGGUGUCGGUUUUGCUUGUUGGAUAUGUCGAAGAAUUCCUACAAUAAGCAUAUGAAUCGUCAUCUUGAGCCUGAGAAAGAAUGGAUUUGUGUUUAUUGUAGUAAGAAGCUUUCAGAUGAAGUUAGUUUGAAUCUUCAUUUAACGACUCAUACAGGAGACAAACCUUUUAGAUGUCCUUACGAUGGAUGUGAACAAAGUUUUAUAAACAAACAACUUCUCACUCGUCAUAGUCGCUUUCAUGGCGUUGAUAUUCCUGUGUAUGCUUGCAAAAUUUGCAACAAAGAAGUUGCGUCAAAAUAUCAUUUAAAGACUCAUAUGAAGAUACAUGAAGACAUAUUCGGAUGCCAAUUGUGUAAAACAGAAUUUGAUAGUAAGGAUUUACUUAAGGAGCAUUAUCAAAAGGAUCAUUUACCGUACCCUUGUACAUUCUGUGACAAAACUUUUGUUCUUCCAAGAUACUUAAAAAUGCACGAGAAACUUCAUACUCCAACAACUCCAAAGCCUCACAAAUGUGAGUUUUGUAUCUCAAAUAAGUCAUUUAGUAAACUUGCUUUGCUUCUCAAUCAUGUCUAUAAAGUUCACGCUGAAUUAUUUGAUGAGUGGAAGAUUCAGCAUCCAGAAUUGUUUAAAUAA